Messenger RNA from Anoplopoma fimbria (sablefish), 3372 nucleotides. It is a transcript of the gene psmd1, whose product is annotated as proteasome 26S subunit, non-ATPase 1. The record is from RefSeq and is a predicted model, not a curated record. NCBI's taxonomy places the organism in Eukaryota, Metazoa, Chordata, Actinopteri, Perciformes, Anoplopomatidae. Gene Ontology annotation, biological process: proteasome-mediated ubiquitin-dependent protein catabolic process; regulation of protein catabolic process. The transcript is spliced from 25 exons. The coding region runs from base 190 to 3147 and encodes 985 amino acids. Gene Ontology annotation, cellular component: proteasome storage granule; nucleus; proteasome complex. Gene Ontology annotation, molecular function: enzyme regulator activity.
UGGGGUCCUUCAGGAGGGGACUUGCGGCAUUGGACAAAAAGAAGGUAGCAGAGUCUGCGAUUGUUCCAACAUUUGUGAAUUGUUGGAUCCGACAAAAUCUCUUCUCUUCAUUUUCUCGCCUGAAUAAUCGCACGGAAUCCCCCCGUUGAACCAGGAUUGUGGGGCUGAGGAGGGAACAAAGAGCCAAUCAUGAUAACAUCUGCCGCUGGGAUUAUAUCACUCCUUGACGAGGAGGAGCCACAACUCAAGGAGUUUGCUCUGCAGAAGCUAGAUGCCAUUGUGAAUGACUUCUGGGCUGAGAUUUCAGGAUCUGUAGAUAAAAUCGAGGUCUUGUAUGAGGAUGAGACGUUUCGCAGCAGAUCAUUUGCUGCCCUGGUGGCCUCUAAGGUUUUCUACCACCUCGGAGCCUUUGAGGAGUCUCUGAACUAUGCUCUCGGUGCUGGAGAUCUCUUCAAUGUCACAGAUGAGUCAGAAUAUGUUGAGACCAUCAUUGCCAAAUGCAUCGACCACUACACCAAGCUGCGGGUGGGGAAUGCCGAGCUGCCAGAGGAAGAGGAGAAGAAAAGUAUUGACCCCCGCCUUGAGGGCAUUGUCAACAAAAUGUUCCUGCGUUGCCUGGAUGAUCACAAGUACAAGCAGGCCAUUGGCAUCGCCCUGGAGACCAGGCGACUUGACAUGUUUGAGAAGACCAUCUUAGAAUCCACUGAUGUGAAUGGCCUCCUUGCCUACAGCCUGAAGGUGUGCAUGUCCCUGAUGCAGAACAAGAAGUUCCGCAACGAGGUGCUGCGGGUGCUGGUCAAGCUCUACAUGAACUUGGAGAAGCCUGAUUUCAUCAAUGUCUGUCAGUGCCUGAUAUUCCUGGAUGACCCACAGGCCGUGAGUGACAUCCUUGAGAAGCUAGUGAAGGAGGACAACCUGCUGAUGGCCUAUCAGAUCUGCUUUGACCUGUAUGAGAGCGCCAGCCAGCAGUUCCUCUCCUCCGUCAUCCAGAACUUGCGCACUGUUGGAACACCCAUCCCUUCAGUCCCUGGCUCUACAAAUACAGGCACUGUGCCCACACCAGACAAAGACAGUGAUGCAAUGGAGACAGAUGAGAAGGCGGGCAGCUCCCCUGCUGGAAAGCCAGUAGAAACGAAAGAUGAGCCCAAAGACCAGAAUGCCAAGAUGAUCAAAAUCCUGAGCGGGGAGAUGGCCAUUGAGCUGCACUUGCAGUUUCUUAUUCGAAAUAACAACACAGAUCUAAUGAUCCUUAAAAACACAAAGGAUGCUGUCCGAAAUUCGGUGUGCCACACAGCCACAGUAAUAGCCAACUCUUUCAUGCACACGGGAACCACAAGUGACCAGUUCCUCAGAGAAAAUUUGGAAUGGCUUGCAAGAGCCACCAACUGGGCAAAGUUCACAGCCACAGCAAGUCUGGGUGUCAUCCACAAGGGCCAUGAGAAGGAGGCUCUCCAGUUAAUGGCCACCUACUUGCCCAAAGACACCUCCCCUGGCUCGGCUUACCAGGAGGGAGGAGGCUUGUACGCUCUGGGACUCAUUCAUGCCAACCAUGGCGGAGACAUCAUCGACUACCUGCUCAGUCAGCUCAAGAACGCCAGCAAUGAUAUUGUCCGUCAUGGUGGCGCCCUUGGCCUUGGCUUGGCUGCAUUGGGAACAGCCAGACAGGAUGUUUACGACCUCCUUAAGUCCAACCUGUACCAGGAUGACGCCGUUACUGGUGAAGCUGCAGGCCUGGCCCUGGGUCUGGUCAUGCUGGGCUCCAAGUCAGCCCAGGCCAUCGAGGACAUGGUGGGCUAUGCUCAGGAGACACAGCACGAGAAGAUCUUGCGUGGUCUAGCUGUUGGGAUUGCCAUGGUCAUGUACGGACGCAUGGAGGAGGCCGAUACCCUCAUUGAAAGCCUCUGCAGAGACAAGGACCCCAUCCUCCGGCGCUCUGGUAUGUACACAGUGGGCAUGGCCUACUGCGGCUCCGGUAACAACAAGGCCAUCCGACGCCUGCUACAUGUCGCUGUGAGUGACGUUAAUGAUGAUGUCAGAAGGGCUGCUGUCGAGUCCAUUGGCUUCAUCUUGUUCAGGACUCCUGAGCAGUGUCCCAGUGUGGUGUCUCUUUUGUCAGAGAGCUACAACCCACAUGUGCGUUGUGGGGCUGCCAUGGCCCUGGGUAUCUGCUGUGCUGGGACAGGCAACAAGGAGGCCAUCAAUCUGCUUGAGCCAAUGACUAAUGACCCAGUCAAUUAUGUGAGACAGGGCGCCCUCAUUGCCUCUGCCCUCAUCAUGAUCCAGCAGUCUGAAGUCACCUGUCCUAAGGUUAACCAGUUCAGGCAGCUUUAUGCGAAGGUGAUCAACGACAAGCACGAUGACGUUAUGGCCAAAUUUGGAGCCAUCCUGGCUCAGGGAAUCCUCGAUGCAGGUGGACGUAAUGUGACCAUCUCUCUGCAGUCCAGGACGGGUCACACUCACAUGCCGUCAUUGGUCGGCCUGCUGGUCUUCACCCAGUUCUGGUUUUGGUUCCCCCUCUCCCACUUCCUGUCAUUGGCCUUCACACCAACUGCUAUAAUCGGCCUGAACAAGGACCUCAAGAUGCCCAAGGUGCAGUACCGUUCCAACUGUAAGCCCUCCACCUUCGCCUACCCACCAGCUCUGGAGGUUCCCAAAGAGAAAGAGAAGGAGAAGGUAUCCACCGCUGUUCUCUCCAUCACAGCCAAAGCCAAGAAGAAGGAGAAGGAAAAGAAAGAAAAGGAGGAGGAGAAGAUGGAGGUGGAGGUCCAGGAGGGGGAGAAGGAGAAGGAGAAGGAGAAAGAGAAGGAGAAGGAGAAGGAGAAGAAGGAUGACGAGAAGGAAAAGGAGAAGGAGAAGGAAAAGGAGAAGGAGAAGGAGAAAGAGAAGAAGAAAGAGGCGGAGCCAAACUUCCAGCUCUUAGAGAACCCGGCAAGGGUGAUGCCGGCUCAGCUCAAAGUCCUCAACAUGCCCGAGACCUGCCGUUACCAGCCCUUCAAACCGCUCCAUACAGGCGGGAUCAUCAUCAUGAAAGACACCAGUGAGGAGGAGGAGGAGCUGGUGGAGCCCGUCUCGGCUCACGGUCCCAAAAUUGAGGAGGAAGAGCAGGAACCAGAGCCGCCCGAGCCCUUCGAGUACAUUGACGAGUAGAAAUGCUCGAGCAGCGAAGGCAUCAGAAGAAGUGACUUCUCAGCAUGUCGGUCCAGUUCUCCCCUCCGUGCAUCCAUCUAUUCAUCCCCCCUACCUGCUUCCUCUUUUACACGUUUCUUUCCUGGUCUGUCUCCUCAUUUGCCAGACAGGGAAUGUUUUACAUCCUAAAAAUUGUAUAAUUUUCUGUCCGUACAAUAAAAAAAUGAUAUAUAUUGGAGGCUGGGA